Phialemonium atrogriseum is the source of this 1514-nucleotide messenger RNA. RefSeq lists its product as uncharacterized. The record is from RefSeq and is a predicted model, not a curated record. Gene Ontology annotation, molecular function: pantoate-beta-alanine ligase activity. The transcript has a single exon. Gene Ontology annotation, biological process: pantothenate biosynthetic process. Lineage: Eukaryota; Fungi; Ascomycota; Sordariomycetes; Cephalothecales; Cephalothecaceae. Bases 285 to 1514 code for a protein of 409 amino acids.
AUGACCCCAUGCCCAAGAUGGGUAAGCUUGGCAGACCAGGGUUAGGGUUAGGGGCGGUCAGAAAUUGCCGUGGGGCUGGUCGUCGAUGUAUCCCGGCAAAAGUGACGCACAAGCCAGGAACAGGACCUGAUUCAGGGUCCGGAUUCGGAUGAGCGAAUUCGCGAAAAAAGGCAAAAAAGACUCGUCGAUGAGCCAUUGAGCUCCAGCAAUGGCUUUUUGCUCUGCUUAGAUACCAGAUUAGCCCCCAUUACGCCCUCCCGUGUCUCUGUUACCACCCCGGAGCCAUGUUUCGGCGGGCAUUCCGCAGUGUCACCAGCUCGCGUGCGCCAAUAUCCGUCAAGCCAACAGCGACCCUGACCUCGACCUCGACCUCUACCUCGCCCUCACAACCCCUCGCAAACCCCCACUUCCCGACCGCCACCAUCCCCGCCGCCCGCACCAUGGCGUCGGCCUGCAAGCAACCAGAGUACGAGAAGAUCCCGUCGACGUCGAUCCGGGUGCUCCGGACCGUCUCCUCGGUGCGGCGGUGGCGGCGGCCGCACCUCCUGGACCGGCGCAGCGUGGGCCUCGUGCCGACGAUGGGGGCCCUGCACGCGGGCCACGAGUCGCUGGUGCGCGCCGCGGCGCGCGACAACGACCACGUCGUCGUCUCGCUGUACGUCAACCCGGCGCAGUUCGGCGUCGCCGAGGACCUCGACAGCUACCCGGUGACCUGGGACCGCGACGUCGCCAUGCUCGCCCGCCUCGACCGCGACCUCGCCGGCGACGGCGGCGUCCUGGGCCGCGUCAGCGCCGUGUUCGCGCCGACCACCGCCGAGAUGUACCCCUCGGGCUUCCCGGGCCAGGAGGUCGACAGCGCGGGCAGCUUCGUGACCGUCACGCCGGUGGGGUCGGUGCUGGAGGGGGCGUCGCGGCCGACCUUCUUCCGCGGCGUGGCGACGGUGUGCAUGAAGCUGUUCAACAUUGUGCAGCCGGACCGCGUCUACUUCGGCCAGAAGGACGUGCAGCAGACGGUGGUGAUCCGCAAGAUGGUCCGCGACUUCAUGCUGCCGACCGAGGUCGUCGUGGGGCCGACGAUGCGCGAGCCCGACGGCCUGGCCCUGAGCUCGCGCAACGUCUACCUCGGCGAGCGCCGCCGCCGCGUCGCCACCGUCCUGAGCCGCGCCCUGGCCGCCGCCGCCGAGGAGGCGCGCCGAGCCGGCGGCGACGCGGCGGGCCGAGACGCCGUCCUCGGCGCGGCGAGAAGGGUCGCCGACGGCGUCGCGCGGGAGCAGGCGCUGCUCCCGCCCGAGGAGAGGGUGCGGUUCGAGGUCGACUACAUCUCCCUGGCCGACCCGGACACGAUGGAGGAGCUGGACGGCGUCGAUCCGGCGAGGGGCGCCAUCCUGAGCGGCGCGAUCAAGAUGCUCCCAGUCGAGGCGCCGCGGGAGGGCGAGGAUCUCGGGCACAGCGGUGGCCCGGCGGUGAGGCUGAUAGACAACAUUAUUGUCAAGCCGGCGGCUCAGGGUUCAUAA